This is a messenger RNA of Polyodon spathula (Mississippi paddlefish), 4314 nucleotides long. It is a transcript of the gene vkorc1l1, whose product is annotated as vitamin K epoxide reductase complex, subunit 1-like 1. Gene Ontology annotation, molecular function: vitamin-K-epoxide reductase (warfarin-sensitive) activity. The transcript is spliced from 3 exons. The record is from RefSeq and is a predicted model, not a curated record. NCBI's taxonomy places the organism in Eukaryota, Metazoa, Chordata, Actinopteri, Acipenseriformes, Polyodontidae. The coding region runs from base 320 to 847 and encodes 175 amino acids. Gene Ontology annotation, biological process: vitamin K metabolic process; peptidyl-glutamic acid carboxylation.
UUCAUGGACCAUUUAAAAUAAGUAUAAAAUAUUUCAAAUCAAAGGUAUAUAAACAAAUCAGAGGGUUUGUCACUUUGAUUUAGGUUUUAUUACAAUGCUAUACCGCCGGUGCAGCGUCACCAUGGCACCCAACACUUCCUCGCACUACACCAGGGAUAACCUGCCCUCUCCCGUCCAGUACGCGCUGCCGAGUCCAGCCCCACGCCCGGCCCGGCACGGCACGGCACGGCACGGCACGGCGCGUCCCGACGCAAGUCCGCGUCGCCGCUCCCGCAGCCCAAUGGUAGGAGGCUGAGUGUGCGAGCAAGGCCGGAGGAAGAUGGCGGCGCCCGUCCUGAAAGUGUCCACUCCCCGGUGGGAAAGAAUAGCCCGGCUUCUGGUUUGUAUCUUGGGCAUCCUGAUUUCAUUUUACGCCUACCACGUAGAAACGGAAAAGGAGAGGGAUGCGGGCUAUCGGGCCAUGUGCGACGUGAGCGACUCUGUCAGCUGCUCCAAAGUGUUCACCUCCAGAUGGGGUCGAGGAUUUGGGGUGCUGGGCUCCAUCUUUGGUAACGCCAGUGCAAUGAACCAGCCAAACAGUGUCUAUGGGCUUGCGUUUUAUGGGUUUCAAAUGUUACUGGGCAUGACUGUGAGUGCAAUGGCGGCUCUUAUCUUAAUGACCACCUCCAUCGUGUCAGUCCUGGGCUCCCUGUAUCUGGGAUACAUACUGUACUUUGUCCUGAAGAACUUCUGCAUUCUCUGCGUCACCACGUACGUGCUGAACGUCAUUCUCUUCAUGCUCAACUACAAGCGACUGGUUUACUUGAACGAAGCCUGGAAGCAGCAGCUCUACACGAAGCAGGAGUAAAUAUGACCGCUGCACUUUGACUUGCCACGUUGAGAACUUGCUUCUCUGUUUGUUCUGCAGCAAAAAAAAAUAAAAAUCAAUACUAAUCACAGUUUUUUUCAGAGGGGAUUGGAGAAAUAGAAGUACAAACGAAGAUAACAAAAAUGUUAAUUUUUUUUUUAAACCCCGACGGUCUCUUCUUUCUUUCCAAUGGGUUAUAAGCAGAGGAUCUGAGCUCUGGACCGACAAGCUUUAACUGUACUUUGCAUUGGACUCUGAGGAAAGCCCAAGCUCUCAAAAUUGAACUUUUAAACCGUUUACUUGAAAGAAAUACGAAAACCAGUUCCUGUAUUCCUGAGCUGUACUGUGACAUACAAGAAAAUAAUUAUGAAAAAAAAAAAAAGCAUGAUCGCAAAGUUCCUGUCCAGUUCACAAAUUUCGAAUACAAGAGUUAUAAAAACUUUCUAUGUUUACAAUAUGUUUUAAAAAGGACCACUAAUAAUUAAUAGGAGCUAACAGGUGGCUUAUUAGUCUAGGUCUGUCUUGUGUUUUUCAGACAAGUUGGCUUCCUUCUGCAUUGUGUAAAUAGCUGCUAUUAAGUGUUCCAGAAGGUAGAAGGUCUUUAUGUUUUAGUGUUUAAAACUGGACUGCACCCGUCCCAAUCUGGGAGAAUUGCAAAAGCUGUAUUCCUUACUGUGCUAAUGUGUUCCCAUCAGUGAAUCAUGGGGGAAAAAAAAUCUGUGCUGGGUGAACCUGGUAAAAAAAAAAAAAAAAAAAACAAAAAAAAAACCCACCCUUAUAUUGACAGGUUAAGCCACAGGGUCAAAUGGAACCCAUGUUCAGCCACUUUAAAAGGUGUAAGUUCUUUUGAAAAGCGAUGUUAAAAUAAGACACCUUUUUAAACAUGUUUAACGCUUUCCUGAGAAAUGAUGGCUGUUUAAUAGGCCUAACACCAGUAAUAGCCAUCUAACUUUAAAAUCUUGGGACUAGGGUAUUCAGAAUAGGGGUUGGAUCUUCUAGAAGCCAGGUGAAGCCAAUUUUUAGCAGCUGAUCAGUUGUAGGAUGGUGGUAUACUGUAGAAACUUUAUUUUAUUUUUUAAGAUUGUUGAUAAAAUGUAUAUGAUAAAGGACCAAGUUGGACAGUUGUUCUGGCAAUUAAAUGAUGUUAUUGUUACUGUGCUAACCCUUUAGAGCCUAAGCCUGUGGGCUCCUGCCUAAGUAGAUUUUCCGAGUAAAUCCUCCGCCCUUUUCUAUGAUCGCAAUGCUGUGCCUGUUGAUGAUAAUAUCUCAUCAGUAACGUCACACGCUCAAUCACAAUAAUCACCAGAGUUAAGUGAAGUAGACAUUUUGGCUCAUGCCUCGAGCAAGGGUGAUAAUCACUACAAAACGAGGGCUUAGAUUCGACAGCAGGUGUUUUAUGAAUGGACAUGAUGGGUUACAACAAAAGAUCUAAGGUGUGAAUCGAUGGGGAAUGAAUGCAUACUGUCUGCUGCACUUCAGUACUACAUAUCUUCAAGUAAUAACAGCCAUGGUAUCCGGGAGAUGUUAAGGUUGUAAUUUGUUACGUGUUUGAACUUUUAAAAUGAAAUUUAAAAAGAAAUCGCUAGAAAGUUUCAACGUUGCCCUAUUUGGAAUGUUUUUAAUCAGUCUGGUUCUAUGGAAGAAAAGCUGAAAGCUCUUGAAAGAUGUUUAAGAAGCAGGUAGAUGUGGCUGCAGCGUGUGUUUGCUUGACACUGUUGUCAAAGUCAGAAGACAAGCUAUAGGAUUCAUAUGUUUUUAAUAUGGCGUCGCUGUCUUUAUAGCGACUUCUUAACAAACAACAAAAACUGUGACCAAGGUAACUGAUGGUUUUGGGCAUUUUAAAUUAAAUAUUUAAACAUAGUUUUAAUUAUAAUUUUUUAUAGCUAUAAGGACAUUGGUGCCAUAAUUAAUAUUCAGUCCUAUGGUAAGGCAUUAAUACUUCUCAUGCCUAUUUUUGACUGGUUAAAUGGUUUAGCAAAAUUUCAAACGUGUAACACUUAGCUAAUGAGGGAGUUAUGCAAAACUUUCUGGGAAAACAAACCCUCUGCUUCACUUGGCUUGAAGCAAUACAGCAAGUCCCCCCUUUUUUUUUUCUUUCAAACUUGACAAUGACUAAUUCCUAUACAUUCUGUAGAGCUGUGCUGCAUCUGGGAGUGUUUUCACACCAUCCCUCUAGUCUAGACCACAAGCUAUUGAUGCCAUUAAUAUAGAACCUCUAUGUGACCAUUAAAGAGAGCUGGUGGCAGCUACGGCCUGAGUACCAUAUAGCAAAGAAACAAGCACUUGUUUAGCAAAAUGGUUGUGUUCUGAUAGCCCAGGCUUUGUCUUGCCUCCUUUUGUGUCGUCGUUUGUUUUUUUGGGGGGAACCCCACUUGUACCCUCCCACAAGUUUGAUGGAAGUUGUGCUCUCCCUAUUGUCUUCCCAUCUGACCCCACAUAGUCUCCUCAGUGCAGCCUGAAUCGUGAGUGCAAGGCUCGGGGGAAGUCCUGUUGCCUGUACAAGUGAACAGAGCGGUGCAGCAGGAUAAAGCUGGCUUCACCCAAGUGAAAAUACAAGCUGGAAAACCAUGGACCUGUGAGAGCGCUCUGUGUUGUGAAAGCAUUGAUUAUUACACCCUUUCCCAUUGCAGCUCAAGGUAGAAACUGAUUUAUAUCAUGUUUGGGUUAUUAAUCUCUUGUCUGCGGUACUAGCAGCCUGUUUUCAUAAACGGGCUUGUCUGUGUUGUGUGUUGUUGAUGAACAAUCAUGAAUCAAUUCCUACAGCAUUUCAUUUCAGUAAUGCCUAACACCAGUUCUAUAUUCUUAUUGCUAUCGUUAGGGUGGUGUGUCAGCGUAUUGCAAAUGUUGUUGCAUGUUUUGUACAUUCAAAUUGUCCAAUUGCAUCAUCCCGGCAGAAAAAUGGACCAAUAAAUUCAGCCCAGGGCACAGCUAGUGUUAAAUGUCUGUAUCUUCUGUUACAUCGUCGACGUUUUUAUUGGAAGAAAACGAAAACCUGUUCAACAAUCCCUAGAACGUAAAGCUGAUUAUUAAAUGUGACACGAAAGUGCCUUCUGUUGAGCACCAGGCCUUCAAUAGGCCAGUCCUCCAUUUUAUUAAACGGUAAAACGCGACUGGCGUGCUUGCCUGCCUGUUGUGUGUUUUGGGUUAUUUUAAAGUCUCUUGAAUAGGUCUGUAGGUUUGACGUGAAAUAAACAGCCUUUGGCUUUCUGUUGUAACAGUUAAAGGUGCUGCGGCAUCUUCGGCAGUCUUUGUAUACAGAAUGUUUUUUUUUUUUGUUUCCCCGCCCACCAAAUAAGGACAUUUUCUGAAUUUACUGAUAUGUUUUUAUUUUAAAUAUCUUAACUUAUUUUUAUUUUAUUUUUUUGGGGUGUUUGCACACUCUGAAAACAGUUUUUACACUGAUUUGUGUUUUAUUUAUACAGCGUGUGUUUUUUUUUUGUUUGUUUGUUUCCAGAAGAAGCUUCCCC